GACAAAUACAUAUGCAUGUGUAUAAUCGGGCGGGUUCGGGUUGGAUAGUGAGAUAACCAUGCCCACCCAUUACCCGCAACAUUCGGGUUCGGGUUUUACCCGUACUCACAAAAAAUGCUUCGGGUUCGAGUUUUACCCUACCCGAUUAGGUCGGAUUCGGGUGGAUAUCCACGGUUACGGAUAUUUUUGCCAUCCUAAAGCCAACGAACGCUGAAAGAAAAUGGAAAUGCAGAAAUGGGUAACUGAAUUGGGUGGGCUUUUGGGCCCAAAUAUAUUAUCUUUUCUUCUUUCCAUUUUCCAAGACCCACACACAUAGCCCAAUAUCAAUAGCCCUUCUCAAUUUGAACCAGCCUCAUCGGGUAAUACCCGACCUGACCCGCGAUGGGGCGGGUAUUACCCGACCCGCAUUAGCGUGGGGCGAGGCAUGGGCAUCAACUUCCGAUCCGUUCUGCCUUGUCUCGUCUCAUUUUUAGCCCGUUCUAUGUCAAUUUUUUACCCCAUUAUUCAUAUAUCUCCUAUUUUGGCUUUUAUUCAACUAGUUAUACUUGAUCUUUCAACUAAAUAGACUCAAUUACUUAAGAUUUGUAGUAUUUUUUUCAGGAAACUUGUAUGUUUUAUGAGGUUCAGGGGACUUGUGGUCUGCUUUGAGUUUUCUUGUAUGCUUUAUGAAUUUUGUGAUGUGGUGAUAUUCUAGUGUGCUUUAUAAGUUUUCUGGUCUACUUUAUGUUAUUUGUAGUGUGGUAUAUUGUGUUUAUGGUUUGUGUUUUGGGGUCGUCUUCAUGAUUGUGCCGAGGGUGGUACGCAGAAUAAAAUAGUAGCACCACACGCAUGUGCCUCCUAUAAAUUUUAAAAGUCACCCCCUUUAAACUCGAUAUUAAUUGUGGUCAAUCCCUUAAAAUAAAAAUUUUAUCAAAACGAAAUGUUCUAUUAGCUAGAGUUAGUGUUAGUAUCAUGCUAACAAAUUGAGUGUUAGCACGGUAAUCUUUGUUCAAAUCAAGACCGCAAAAAAAUAAAAUAAUUUAUACUAGAUUAAUUUUUGGAAUAUUGAUUUUAUAAAAUUUUAAGGUAGUACAACCGAGAUUUUGAACUUUUAAGAUAGAGGAGAAUUAAAAUAGAAGAAACAUUAAAUUCAAUAUCACAUACCAUAUUUCGUUUUUGUUCAUUUUUCCCCCUCUCACACAACAAAUUAGCAAAAAAAAAAAAAAAAAGUUAUAACGCGAAACUGCAGAAACACCACCAUCCCUACCACCAACGUUUCCGCGGUGUCGGUAAGAUCCUCCGUUUCUCUCUGCCUCUCUUUCUCCUCUCUCUCUCUCUCUGUUUCGUUAAUCCUUCCGCAAAAUUUUAAUUCCUCUCGUCUGAAUCUUUACUAUUUAUCCCUUUUGACUCGUCGAAUCCAAGCUCAACAUUUCCUCGAGCUCCUUUCCUUUCGUUCCUCAUCCCCUCCGUUUUUCUUUUUCCCCCUUUAUAUUUUUUUUCUUUUGACAAAUCGUCAAUUGGAUUUCAAUAAUUUCGAUUCUGUUCCCAGAUCGUAGAAGGACGUUCCGAUCGGGAUUCAAUGGCGGCAGCUCGACGCCUCCGGGAUCUCCAAUCGCAACCCGCGAACAAGAUCUGCGUAGACUGCUCCCAGAAGAAUCCGCAAUGGGCCUCCGUCUCCUACGGCGUUUUCAUGUGCCUUGAGUGCUCCGGCAAGCACCGCGGCCUCGGCGUCCACAUCUCCUUCGUCCGAUCUGUCACCAUGGACUCCUGGUCCGACAUUCAGAUCAAGAAGAUGGAGGCCGGUGGCAACGAGAACCUCAACUCUUUCCUAGCCCUCCGAGGAAUCCCUAAGGAGACCAAUAUCGUCUCCAAGUACAACAGCAAAGCCGCCGCCGUUUACCGCGACAGAAUCCAGGCGUUGGCCGAGGGCAAGCCUUGGCGGGACCCGCCCGCCACCAAGGAAACCCUCGGCGGCAGCGGUGGAAGCGGCGGCGGCGGGAUCGGCAGAAAGCCGCCGCUUUCUCAAUCCUCGCCCAAGGAUAAUGGUGGCUGGGAUAGUUGGGAUAAUGACGAUGCGAUUAGAUCCUCCGACGACCUGAGGAGGAACCAAUCCAUCGGCGAUUUCAGGGCUAAUGGUAGCGGCGCCAUGGCCGGUGGUCGCCCGAGGUCGAGAUCGACCGAGGAUAUUUAUACCAAAUCGCAAUUGGAGGCCUCUGCUGCUAAUAAAGAAACCUUCUUUGCCAGAAGAAUGGCAGAGAAUGAGUCGAGGCCCGAAGGUCUGCCGCCUUCUCAAGGUGGCAAGUAUGUAGGGUUUGGAUCGGGCCCUCCGCCUUCUCAGAUGAAUAAUUCACAACCAGACGUAUUGUCUGUUGUCUCUCAGGGAUUCGGCAAGUUGUCUCUGGUGGCAGCUUCAGCAGCCCAGUCAGCUGCUACUGUUGUCCAAGCAGGCACCAAAGAAAUCAGCUCUAAGGUCAUGGAAGGUGGUUAUGAUUACAAGGUGAAUGAAACUGUCAAUGUUGUGACUGCAAAAACAACAGAGAUUGGACAAAGAACAUGGGGGAUUAUGAAAGGUGUCAUGGCACUGGCUACACAGAAGGUCGAGGAAUAUGCCAAAGAUGGCGGGUGGAAGAAUGAGAAUGAGAGUAACGGUUAUUAUCAAGAGUUCAAUAAGCAAGACAAUAGAGGAUGGAAUUCUAACCCUGGUGCUGCAGCAGGACAGUCUUCAUCAGGCGGAAAUUAUAACUCAAGUGGAAACUACAAUUCGAGUGGCACCUACAAUUCAAGUGGAGGCUACAAUUCGAGUGGCAACUAUAAUUCAGGUGGGAACAAUAGCACUUCUCAUAGUUCAUGGGAUGAUUGGGAUCAGAAGGAGACCAAGAAGGUAGAUAACAAGAAGCCCACUGGAUCAAACAGUGAUGGUGAUGGAUGGGCUGGAUGGGAUGAUGGGAAAGAUGACGGAUUUGGUGAUAACUUCUACCAGCCUCCUGCAAAUAACAACAAAGCCACUGGGCACAAUGGCAAAGCAGAUUCUUCAUGGACUGGCGGAGGUUUUGAUUAAGGGUAAACUUCUUGCUUACCUUCUCUAUCAGUUGUUUGAAUGCUCUUCCUGAUUUUGUCAGCCUCAUUAUUAAUGGCGAUUCUUUCUGCUUCUGGGUAGAUUCCGUCGGCUUUCAAUUUAGCCCAGAUCCUGGGUUUUCCCUGUAAUGAUGGUGGGCUCGUAAAUGGUGGCAAAUUGGAUGGUGAGGAUGUAACAUUUCAAUUUCACCGGCAGGCAAAUGUAGGGUGGCUGUGGAUCAGAUCCUCAACAAUUGAGGGGAUGCAUCCAUCGAGGUUGGUAUAUUUUUCUGAAGAAAUGUCGGAUCUUUUGCUGUCUUUUUUUAUAUUUUCUCUUCUUUCUUGGUGGAAAAAAAAUUUGUUGGACCUUCAUUCCUUCAAGGGAAUAUCUGGAGUGUUAAACAGGGAGAAUUCUGGCCCCCCACCCCUUCCCCAUCAGAAGGGGAUUGGUUCUUAUUUCUUCUUCUUUUCUUCCUUUGCUGAUUUGGAAUACUGCCUGGGAGCUUCGGAGGUCGAAAAUUUGCUUUUCAAUCUAUAUAUGUGUAAUGCUGCUGUAAUCAAAUUGUGUAUCAUUU
Linum trigynum is the source of this 3608-nucleotide messenger RNA. Lineage: Eukaryota; Viridiplantae; Streptophyta; Magnoliopsida; Malpighiales; Linaceae. The record is from the annotation of a GenBank genome assembly.